AUGACAUAUACCAACCUCGACAUGUCCGACAUAGAUCCCAUGCUCGAGAAGCAUGAUGCUCCACCGCCCGACGUCAACCCCGAGACCGAUGUGGUCAUGCAGUCCUACCCGUCGCCCACCGUCGACGGCCAGGACAACAACCCCUUCUACCACACGACCCCUCGCCAGGACCAGCAGCCGCAAUCCGAUCUAAGUCAUCAUCAUGAUGACCAAGGCCAGCUUGAAGAGCCGCCAACGCCACGCCAUAGCGGACGGCAGCCCAUGAGCAGCGCCGAAGAGCUUCAACUUGCCGCCCAGCUGAGCCAAGGCCUCGCCCAUGGGUUGCCCAUGAUGGAUCCAACGGACGAGCAAAGCCUGCAGCAUGUCAUGGCACAGCAUGACCUGGACCAGCACGAUCCCGAUCUGCAGCACCAAGCCGACCAGUUGAACCACGACCAUGAGCAGCUGCACCACGACCCGCUCCCUCAGCACGACGGACUGCCUCCGCAUGAUGAGCAUGGCCAUGAACAUAUCCACGAGCACAUCCACAGUCAUGAUCAGGACAUACCUCAAUCACAUUCAGACCAGCAGCAGCUACAACACCACGAUGAGCAACAGCAAGCCAACCAGCAUCAUCAAGCCCAGCACCAGUACAUCCCCGAACAACACCAGCAACAGCAGCAACCACACCUGCAACCAGCUGCGCCCAUGGAUCACAUGCCCCAGCAGUUCCCUCCCAUGACGGAUAACAGCAUACCACCUCGGAAGCGGUCAAAGGUGUCUCGUGCCUGUGAUGAAUGCCGGCGUAAGAAGGUGAAAUGUGACGCUCCCUCGGAAGGUGGUGAUGAACCGUGUUCAAACUGCCGCCGUUCCAACAUGCGAUGCUUGUUCAGUCGCAUCCCGCAGAAGCGCGGUCCUAGCAAGGGAUACAUCAAGGAGCUCGCGGAUCGAAUCCACUCCAUCGAAGGGAAAUUGAAUGCGGAGGGUGCUAGUGCUGCUGACUUGAACGAGCUGCUGAACGGCACACGAAGAGACACGAACGAUAUCUUUGGAUCCGCAGACGGCCGUAAAAGGCCGUACUCCAGCAUCUCAGGCGCAGACUUUGGCACUCCUCCUGACGCCUCCCGCCAGUCAACCUUCUCCGAGCCACGAGCUAUUCAGCCGUACCAACCGACUCCCGAACGAUACAGGCCCCCUUAUUCCGCGAAUGGACUUGCACCCACGCCGGGUGAGAAGGACGAUUCGGAAACGCCUUCCCGACCAGCAGCUGUGAUGGACGGCAUGGAUCUUGACCUAAGUCAUCUUGGACAGGCACGCGAGUUGGACGAGACAUUGUUCGCAGCAUACCUCGCGGUCAUACAUCCCUGUUUCCCCGUCCUGACUGCCAACAAGUCACGGUUGGAGGCCCAACUUGCCCAGUGCUCGUCGAUUUUGCGCGAUGCUUUCAUCGAUGCGCUACAUGGCACCGUUCAGUCGUUGCCGUCCUUUAACACAGACGGGCUAUAUAGGGAGCUGCUGUCGUCAGCUGUACGGCUGAUUGCAGAUUGGGAGACAGACUCGUCGCCCCGCUCGCAUAUUGCCAACUUGAUCCAUCUGCAAACUCUCGUCUUGAUUGCCAUAUCCGCUGACAACUACGGCCCAUCAUCCCUGAAGGGCGAACAUGGCGGCCCAGCCAAGGCUGCUACUUUGGGCCGAGCAGUCGGGCUGGCGUAUUCCAUGAGAUUGCACCUAUCGCAGGUUGGCUCCAACCUUGAUGUUGAGCUUGACCCCGACUCUGAUGACAAUGUUGCCACCCGGGCUUGGUGGACGCUGGUGAUGCUAGACCGGUGGAACGCUAUCUCCACCGCAAGCCCGCUGUUUAUCCCGAAUGCCAGUGUUGUCAUUCUUCCGGGUUUGCUGGGUUUGCUUGGCGAGAACGUGUAUCAUCUCGCCCGUCUGUCGAAUAUUUUGGGCCACUUCUCGCCGGUUGCUCUCGCCCCUCCACAGGCAAUGGCUUUCGACUCUGGCGCAGCACCCUUAUUGAGCUCCUUUUUCAAUCUGUCAAUGGAGCUAUUCAGGGAGGUCUUGCCUGUUACUAUCGCCCCAGCGACCCACCCUAUCCUGCAUUCCGUGUAUUGGCAUUAUGAGUCUCAACGCGAGGACGCCACAUCGCUCUUGAAAGAGCUCCUUGAUACUCCUACUGCACCGUCCAACUGGGACAACCUCAUUAGGGAUCGGAUUGCUGAGCAGGUACGGCCGACCACCGCACACUCCUCCAUGGAGGCAACAGCAAGUCAAAGUCUUCAGCAUUUGGCAGACUUGGCGACUGCUACAGAAGUAGAGGCUUCCACAAAGCUCGAAAAAUCAGUAGACUUUGGCUCCCUGCGAGCCAACGACUACGAGCACAGCAGCUUCGAUCCCCAGCCGCUGACACGUGCAGGGUACCUAUAUGCCCUCGUGGAGACCAGGCCUGCCACAGCGAAGUAG
Molecule: messenger RNA, 2445 nt
Organism: Neoarthrinium moseri
Lineage: Eukaryota; Fungi; Ascomycota; Sordariomycetes; Amphisphaeriales; Apiosporaceae
Exons: 3
Coding region: 1-2445 (814 amino acids)
Biological process (GO): DNA-templated transcription
Cellular component (GO): nucleus
Molecular function (GO): DNA-binding transcription factor activity, RNA polymerase II-specific; zinc ion binding; DNA binding
Source: RefSeq, a predicted model, not a curated record